Molecule: messenger RNA, 3268 nt
Organism: Daucus carota subsp. sativus
Lineage: Eukaryota; Viridiplantae; Streptophyta; Magnoliopsida; Apiales; Apiaceae
Product: protein FAR1-RELATED SEQUENCE 5
Exons: 4
Coding region: 396-2768 (790 amino acids)
Biological process (GO): regulation of DNA-templated transcription
Molecular function (GO): zinc ion binding
Source: RefSeq, a predicted model, not a curated record
AUAAAAUUUACAUGUAAAAUCUUUACCAAGCUCAGCUUUUAAUAUAGUUAUUCCAUAUAGAAAAACACCGUAUAUCGGGCCUAUACAACAACGCCGCGCAGAAGAUCACCCCUCUUUUUCUUCUCCCUCUCGCUGUUCCGAAGUGCAAUAUGAAUUGAACACUACCAGAAUCAUACUCCAAAUUAGCCCUAAACCCUGAUUUUAACUUUGCCAAAAAGUUGUUAAUUACCCCCAAUGUAACAUAUAUACAAAAAGACACCUUCGCGAACCCUAGAAGUGAAUGUUCUAAUUCCACAUUUCAGUGAGUCUUCUCAUCGUAAAUGUAAUUAUUCACCCAACAGGCGAUAAUUUUAUUCAUGUAUAGGUUGUGGGAUCAAAUGUAGAAUGGUUCAUGUAUGGAAGAUAUGCAUUGGAGAAACAUGGAUAUAGGUUUGGGGGGUGGAAGUGUGGGAGAUGAUGUUGUGGUGGAUAUUGAAAAUACUCUUAAUGAUGUUGACGAAGAUAUGGACAAUAGCUCACCUGCGAAUGGAACGGGGUUUAUUGGUUUAUUGGGGGUUGGCGCUGGACAGCUGUUUGUCCCUCUGGGAGACCCGGACCUUGAGCCUUAUGAGGGAAUGGAAUUUGAAUCCGAAGAGGCUGCCAAAGCAUUUUAUAACUCGUACGCCAGGCGUGUUGGCUUUAGUACGCGGGUUAGUUCUUCCCGGCGGUCGAGGAAGGAUGGGGCAAUUAUUCAGCGGUCAUUUGUUUGUGCCAAAGAAGGGUUCCGUAAUUUAAAUGAAAAGCGCACCAAGGAUAGGGAGAUCAAACGUCCUCGCACUAUAACCCGAGUGGGAUGCAAAGCAGCACUGUCUGUGAAGAUACAAGAAGACUCUGGAAAAUGGGUUGUUUCAAGUUUCGUUAAGGAGCACAAUCAUGAGUUGGUACCCCCUGACCAAGUUCAUUGCUUACGUUCCCAUCGGCAAAUUUCAGGUCCUGCUAAGACAUUGAUUGACACCUUGCAGGCAGCUGGAAUGGGUCCUCGCCGUAUCAUGUCAGCCUUGAUUAAAGAAUAUGGAGGUAUAAGCAAAGUUGGGUUCACCGAGGUGGACUGCAGGAAUUACAUGAGAAAUAACCGCCAAAAAAGCUCAGAAGGUGACAUUCAGCUGCUUUUGGAUUAUUUGAGACAAAUGCAUGCAGAUAACCCAUCCUUCUUCUAUGCGGUGCAGGGCGAUGAAGAACAAUUUACUGGUAAUGUUUUCUGGGCUGAUCCAAAGGCAAGGACAAACUACACUUAUUUUGGUGAUACCGUGACAUUUGAUACAACUUACAGGUCGAAUAGAUAUCGCCUGCCUUUUGCACCUUUUACCGGGGUGAAUCAUCAUGGACAACCAGUGUUGUUUGGGUGUGCUUUCCUUACAACUGAAUCAGAAUUAUCAUUUAUCUGGCUAUUUAGGACAUGGCUUACUGCGAUGUCCGGACGUCCUCCAGUAUCAAUUACAACAGACUAUGAUGCAUUGAUAGGUUCAGCUGUCAAGCAGGUAUUUCCGCAGGCCCGUCAUCGUUUCUGCAAAUGGCACAUUUUGAAGAAAUGCCAAGAGAAGUUGUCCCAUAUGUUUCUUCAACAUCCAAAUUUUGAAGCAGACUUCCAUAAAUGUGUGAACUUGACUGAUUCGGUCGAUGAGUUUGAGUCUUUCUGGUUUUCUCUAGUUGAUAAGUAUGAUCUCAAGGAUCAUGAAUGGCUUCAAACAUUAUACUCUGUUCGCCGGCAAUGGGUGCUAGUAUAUAUACGUGAUAGUUUUUUUGCAGAAAUGUCUAUAACCCAACGCAGUGAUAGUAUGAACUCUUAUUUCGAUGGGUAUGUGAAUGCUUCAACUAGUUUAAAUCAAUUCUUUAAAUUAUAUGAAAAAGCAUUGGAGAGUCGAAAUGAGAAAGAAGUAAAAGCUGAUUAUGACACGAUGAAGGGUUCUCCUGUUUUGAGGACCCCUUCUCCAAUGGAGAAACAAGCAUCUGAGUUGUACACAAGAAAAUUAUUCACAAGAUUUCAGGAGGAGCUAGUUGGGACUCUUACUUAUAUGGCUUCAAAAGUGGAGGACGAUGGAGAAAUCACGACUUACCAGGUCGCAAAAUAUGGGGAGAAUCAUAAAGCAAACUAUGUUAAAUUUAAUGUCCUAGGUAUGAGAGCUAAAUGUAGCUGCAAGAUGUUUGAGUUCUCCGGUCUUCUUUGUAGGCAUGUGCUGGCUGUCUUUAGAGUUACAAAUGUUCUUACUCUUCCAUCUCAUUAUGUUUUGAAAAGAUGGACAAUUAACGCGAAAAGCAGUAUUAUUUUGGAAGAGCGUUCCACUAACACAUAUAGCAGCUAUUUGGAGUCUCAUAUUUUCCGAUAUAAUAAUCUACGCCAUGAAGCCUUUAAAUUUGUGGAUGAAGGUGCAGAAUCAGUUGAUACUUACAAUGUGGCAUUAGAUGCUCUACAAGAGGCUUCUAAUAGAGUUGCUUUUGCCAUUAAGAAUGAGGGGAAAAUAGCAACAAAGAGUGGGCGUGACAAGGAAGAUUUGUCAAGUCGAGAAACUCAUAGCACUUGGAAUCACGACGGAGGCAUGGGUCAACAACUAUCUGAGGAUGACAUGGACAGGAAGAUUCGAGAACUUACUGAAGAACUGGACAGCGCAAAUAGGAAGUCUGAAUUUUAUAGGGUGAACCUGUUUUCAGUGCUUCAGAAUAUUGAGCAACACAAACAAGAGCUCUCGCUCAAAGUUGAAAACAUAAAGCUUAGCAUGAGAAACGGUAUGUAAUGAUAUCACAUGAUUAUUUAUUGUUCUCCAGCGAGGGAAGUUGUGGCUUACAGUUUUUUGAUAAAGGAAAUUUCAUGCCUAGUUAUGUACUCCAUCCACAUUCCGAAACUUGAACUAGUUCCCUUUCAAGAUGUCUAGGAGUAGUGUGGUUUGGAAGGCUAGAUUGGUUGUAUCUUUCAACUGAAGUAGUCUUGCGAUAUAUAAAUUUUAAGGGGAAGAACUGAGAGCUUUUCUGGUGACAUGCUCUGAGCUUUGGGUCAUCGAGGAGAGUGAUACUUAACCAACAGCGAUAUCCCGUUAUACCUCUAUCUUUUCCGACCAAGGAUCCCUGUCUCUAUUUUUUUUUUUUUUUUGAUUCAGAAUAGAUGAAAAGGUGCUAGUCAAGAUGCUGAUUACUGACUUUAUGCUUGUACAUGAAAUAGUACUGUCAUUUCUUUUCCUUUUUAUUGUGCAUAUAAUGUCUCAAUGAGCAGGGUAGAUCCACUGGUAUAUUUCUUUUA